Penicillium maclennaniae is the source of this 2688-nucleotide messenger RNA. Its product is annotated as MCM DNA helicase complex subunit MCM2. The transcript is spliced from 5 exons. NCBI's taxonomy places the organism in Eukaryota, Fungi, Ascomycota, Eurotiomycetes, Eurotiales, Aspergillaceae. The record is from RefSeq and is a predicted model, not a curated record. Gene Ontology annotation, cellular component: nucleus; MCM complex. Bases 1 to 2688 code for a protein of 895 amino acids. Gene Ontology annotation, biological process: mitotic DNA replication initiation; DNA replication; double-strand break repair via break-induced replication. Gene Ontology annotation, molecular function: 3'-5' DNA helicase activity; ATP binding; single-stranded DNA binding.
AUGGAUCCCCUCCGACCGAGUGACUCGGCCGCAAAUCGCGGCCCGAGAGGCAACACUCGAAAGCGCGAAAGAGAGGAGGAUAUGUCUUCACCAGCGCCGUUGCCUCCUUCCAGUCCGAUGGCCCUAGCCUCAUCCCCGCCUGCGCUGCCAUUUGACGAUGAUGAAGAUGAUGAUGAAGAGGCCGAGCUUGUUCCUGAUAUUGACGACGUGGAUGAAUUGGCCGAGGAUGAGGACGGGAUUGAUCUGUUCGGCGAUAACUUCGAGCGGGACUACCACGAUGCCGCACAGGAUCAGUACCAGAACGAGGCCUACAUUGACGAUGACGGAGACCAUGAUGAACUCGAUGCUGCCGCUCGUCGGCAACUUGAUGCUCGUCUGAACAAGAGAGAUCGGGAACUUCAGCGCCGGCGCCGUAUGCCCGCUGCUUUCCUGCAAGAUGAAGAUGAUGUGGAGAUGGAUCUGUCUCGCCAACCUCGCCGCCGCCGCCAUCACUACGACGAAGACCGUGAGGACAUCGACAUGGCAGAUGAGGGUAUGGAAGAAUUGUCUCUCGAGGAAUUGGCAGAUGUCAAGGCUGCCAACAUCACCGAUUGGGUCACUCAGCCUCAGGUUCUCCGCUCCAUUUAUCGGGAAUUCAAGGCUUUCCUCACCGAGUUCAUCGACCCCAGUGGUCAGUCUGUAUACGGAAACCGUAUUAAGACCCUUGGUGAGGUUAACUCCGCCUCACUGGAGGUAUCUUACGCCCAUUUGAGCGAGACCAAAGCUGCUCUUUCUUACUUCCUCGCCAACGAGCCAACCGAAGUUCUGAAGGUCUUCGAUCAAGUCGCCCUCGAUGUGACCCUCUUCCAUUACCCACAGUACCACGACAUUCACAACGAGAUCCACGUGCGCAUCACAGAUGUGCCUAUCAUCUACACCCUCCGGCAGCUGCGUCAGUCUCACUUGAACUGUUUGGUUCGUGUCAGCGGUGUUGUCACUCGUCGCACCGGUGUCUUCCCGCAAUUGAAGUAUGUGAUGUUCCUCUGCCAAAAGUGUGGCAUCACUUUGGGUCCCUUCCAGCAAGAGGCCAGCCAGGAGGUGAAGAUUUCGUUUUGCCAGAACUGCCAGUCCCGUGGUCCCUUCACCGUCAAUUCGGAGAAGACUGUCUACCGCAACUACCAGAAGUUGACUCUGCAGGAGUCUCCUGGGUCCGUUCCCGCUGGUCGUCUGCCUCGUCAGCGUGAGGUCGUCCUUCUGGCCGAUCUCAUUGAUCUGGCGAAGCCGGGUGAUGAGAUCGAAAUCACUGGCAUUUAUCGCAACAGCUAUGACGCGCAGCUGAACAACAAGAACGGAUUCCCCGUUUUCGCUACUAUCAUCGAGGCCAAUCAUGUCGUGAAGUCUCACGACCAGCUUGCUGGCUUCAACUUGACUGAAGAGGAUGAGCGCGAGAUUCGGGCUCUCUCUCGUGAGCCUGAUAUUGUGGAUAGAAUUGUCCGCUCCAUGGCACCCAGUAUUUAUGGCCACUACGACGUCAAGACUGCCGUCGCGCUUUCGCUCUUCGGUGGUGUUAGCAAGCAGGCGCAAGGCAAGAUGUCGAUUCGUGGUGAUAUUAACGUUCUUCUUCUUGGUGACCCUGGUACUGCCAAGUCGCAGGUUCUCAAAUACGUUGAGAAGACUGCUCACCGUGCCGUCUUCGCCACCGGUCAGGGUGCCAGUGCCGUCGGUUUGACGGCCAGUGUUCGCCGUGAUCCCCUGACCAGCGAAUGGACCCUGGAAGGUGGUGCGCUGGUGUUGGCCGAUCGUGGUACCUGUCUUAUUGAUGAAUUCGACAAAAUGAACGACCAGGACCGCACAUCCAUUCACGAAGCCAUGGAACAACAAACCAUUUCUAUCUCCAAGGCUGGUAUCGUAACAACCCUGCAAGCUCGCUGUGCUGUCGUCGCUGCUGCCAAUCCGACAGGUGGUCGCUACAACAGUACCAAACCCUUCUCCGAGAACGUCGAACUGACCGAGCCUAUUUUGUCUCGAUUCGACAUUCUCUGCGUGGUGCGUGAUCUGGUCGAGCCCACCGAGGAUGAGCGUCUGGCCAACUUCGUGAUCGAGUCUCACCACCGUGCCAACCCGCUCCGUCCUCUGCGAAAUGAGAAUGGUGAUAUGGUCGACAACGACGGUCAGCUCAUUGAUGCAGAAGGUUACCGUAUCGACAGGGAGGGUCGUCGUAUGCCCCCCUCUCAGGAGGAAAUCUCCCGACGUGCGGCAGAGCAGAAGCAGGCCGAGGAAGAGAAGGAGGGUGAGAUCCCUCAGGAGCUGCUACGGAAGUACAUUCUCUACGCCCGCGAGCACUGCCACCCGAAGCUGUACCAGAUCGACCAGGACAAGGUCGCCCGUCUUUUUGCAGACAUGCGCCGCGAGUCGCUGGCCACUGGCGCCUAUCCCAUCACGGUUCGUCACUUGGAAGCCAUUAUGCGUAUUGCGGAAUCUUUCUGCAAGAUGCGUCUGUCCGAGUACUGCUCUGCCCAGGACAUUGACCGCGCGAUCGCCGUGACUGUGGAGUCCUUCAUUGGCAGCCAAAAGGUCAGCGCCAAGAAGGCGCUUUCCCGUGCAUUUGCCAAGUACACACUCUCCAGGCCUAAGCCGCAGUCCAAGCGCCGUGCUGGCGUUGCCCAACCCAACCUGCGAGUGCCCCGAAAUGUAUCUGCGGCGCGGUAA